CAGUGACCAGAUCCACAGGACUUCUUAAAGCUAAUACAGACUGCAAAUCUGAUAAAUACCAAAGCCUUUUUACCGCACUUUCAUUAUAUCUCAGUAAAGAUUACAUCAGUUAAGCAAACCAGCGUGUCUUUCCUUGAGAUUCGGUAUAAACUUGAUGUGAAGCUGUGUCCACGAGACAGCGGAGACAUUAUAGUAAAAAGGCUUUUAAAACGUUAUCAGAAGCAGUUAAUCAGCUUUGAAUCGUCCGCAGCAGUAAAAAAGACUCAUAAAUCCUGUGCCCUGCAGUCUGUGUCGGAGUAAGGGCGCGAAGCACUAGAAAGUGAAACUAAUUCUCUCACGUGCUAUAACACCGCUGUGCUGUGUCCAGUCAUCAUCAUUAUCUACGCUGCCAGCUAAAUCAAGAUGCAGAACCCAGAGAACAGCACUCUGACAGUUAACCCUCAAUGCUCCUAUAAAGAGGAAGACACCUUGCCAAGAAGUAGAUCUAGGUGCACAACAUUGUCUAGAGCAUCCAGUCAAACAAAUCUAACUUCGGUUAGCGCCGAUGCAUCAAGAUUUAAACGCCAUAGUUCUAGACACUCAAGCACCACCAGCCUGUCAUCCGCUAGCGCCAUAGCAACUAAGGCAAGAGCAAAAGCAGAGGCAGCUUGUGCAAUGGCUUCCUAUGCAAAGCAGGAAGCUGAAUUGAUGAAAGAACAAACAAAAAGUGAAUCUGAAGCACUUAGAAGAGAAGCUGAAUUGAUGAAAGAACAAGCAAAAAGUGAAUCUGAAGCACUUAGAAGAAAAGCUGAAGCACUUAGAAGAAAAGCUGAAGUGCAAGCAUCUUUACACUUACUGCAACAGCAGAAAAACGCUGCAGCAGCCUUAGCCGAGGCAGAAGUUCUCACAAGGGCUGCUGAAGCUCAGUUCGCUGACAUAGAAACCCAGAUGUCACCCCUCAGCGCAAGCCAACGUACCCGUGAGUACAUACAGUCACAAGCAACCAUGUACACUGACCAGCAGUUCAAUGACACACCAAGGCCAUCAUUGACUCCACCAGCAAUAAGCAACUUUGAUACUAUGCAACACUGCAAGACUGAAUCAGAACCUCAGGGUAGGAAGUCAAGUGGUCGCAUGCUCAGAGACCAAUCUGCCAACCUGACAAGAGUGCAAACGGAUGCUGAUGUACUCCCUCCUCAAGCAAAUACAAGUCUGGAUUAUAGCAGAAAGACUUACAAUAGAGGAGAACAAAGCAGACUUAGUCAAGUACCUCAUCAGCCUUACCAGCCGCAGCCAUACCCUGAGUUUACACCCAGGAAGUAUUCACCAGAUGCAGCAAGAGCUACAGAGGUAGCAAGAUUCCUGAUGCGCCGUGAGAUAGUGAGCGCUGGUCUCAUGAAAUUCGACGACCGUCCAGAAAACUACUUGGCCUGGAAGUCAUCUUUCCUAAGCGGUACCCAAGACUUAGAUCUGACAGACAGAGAAAAGCUUGAUCUGCUCGUCAAAUGGCUAGGACCAGAGUCCACUGAGCAAGCCCAAAGAAUCAGAUCAGUACAUGUUCAUGACGCAGCAGCAGGACUUGCAAUGGUGUGGAGGAGACUAGAACACUGCUAUGGGUCACCUGAAGUGAUUGAAGAUGCUCUUCUGAAGAGGAUAGAAAACUAUCCAAGAAUGACAAAGAAAGACAAUCAAAAGCUGAGAGGGUUUGGGGACCUACUCUUAGAAAUAGAAGCCGCUAAGUCUAGUGGAUAUCUGCCAGGUCUCUCAUACUUAGAUACAGCACGUGGAGUUGAUCCCAUAAUCGAGAAACUUCCUUUCAACUUGCAGGAAAGGUGGGUCACUCAAGCAUCAAGAUACAAGAAAGAACAUUGAGUCGCAUUUCCAUCAUUUGCCUUCCUUGCUGAAUUCAUCGUAGACCAAGCUGAAACACGCAAUGAUCCAAGCUUUGCUUUCCUGAACAAGAGAACUGCAAGCUCCCCAAAGGUAGAGCAAAAACAUCCAACGCCUUACAAAGAACGCAGAGCAACAGUUUCUGUACGGAAGACAGAAGUCUCACCUGAGUCUGCAGUCAAUCAGGAAGACAACACAAGUAAGAAAGUUGAGGAGCCAGACAAAAUAUGUCUCAUCCACAACAAGCCUCAUCCACUAAGAAAAUGUCGCAGUUUCAGAAGUAAGACGUUAGAAGAGCGCAAAGCUUACCUUAAAGACAAUCACAUUUGUUUCAGAUGUUGCGCUUCAAUUCAGCAUCUUGCAAAAGACUGUACAAAAACAAUAAAAUGCACAGAGUGCAACAGUGACAAACACCUGUCAGCACUGCACCCAGGACCAUCACCAUGGAAACAAGAAGUUCCAGCAACUCAAGAAGAUCAUGGUGGGGAGCAAGGCGAGAGUACAACGCCAGCAGUAACCUCAAAGUGUACUGAGAUCUGUACAGAGCAGGGCCGCCCCAGAUCAUGUUCCAAGAUAUGCUUAGUCAAGGUGUAUCCUGCAGGCUUUAGAGAAAAAGCAAUCAAGAUGUACACAGUCUUGGAUGAACAGAGUAACAGAUCUCUGGCAAAAACAGAGUUCUUUGACCUCUUCGGUGACAAAGGAAGUCCAACUCCAUACACCCUGAAGACUUGUUCUGGAGUUGUAGAGACAACAGGGAGAAGAGCAAACAACUACAUCA
Hyla sarda is the source of this 2647-nucleotide messenger RNA. RefSeq lists its product as uncharacterized. The transcript is spliced from 2 exons. The record is from RefSeq and is a predicted model, not a curated record. The coding region runs from base 403 to 1851 and encodes 482 amino acids. Lineage: Eukaryota; Metazoa; Chordata; Amphibia; Anura; Hylidae.